AUGGGAUGCAGGUUAUCUCUGCGCAUUAGCUUAUCUUAUACUUUGAACGCUGUGCAACUGGAGGGAUUUGCUGGCCAGAAACCUGAAACCAAGUUUCACCUUGUUAUGAAUGGUCCAGAAAUAACGGAAGCAACUAUUGCUAAUUGGCAGCUAGAAUAUCGGAACAUGUUGUCUCCUUCACUUCGUUUCAUCUCGAUGCAGAGCAUCUAUCUUUCAGUGUUCCACUCCCUGAUCAAUGGUAAAAAUUCUGUAGAAUCAGAGGGGUUCGGUAAACAAUCGGUGGAUUUAUUGCUGGACAGCGUUUUGCUUUUGACACAAAAGCUUCGUCGGGCCAAGUGGAUAAUGGUAGAGCAUGCCCUGCAUUUGAAGGAUCGCCUUCCGGUUGAUAGGACUAGGAACUGUGUAUGCAAAAUAAAAUGUAACGACUGUACGAAGGUCUAUAUAGGUCAGACAGCCAGGGAAUUGCACACCAGAAUCGGUGAGCAUAAGCGUUCCAUUAAGAGACCACCGAGAAACGUAGAUUAUUAUCAGGCAACAGUCAAAGAUUCGACAGUGGCAAAGCAUGCACUAGACACCGAGCAAAGGAUAGAUUUGGAAAAUGUUUACACUCUGAGACGGAAUUCGAGAUUCACAACACAGCUACUGGUGACCGAGGCGGUCGAAAUCGCCAAGCAUCUCAGCGUAAAUAGAAUAGAGGGCAAACGUGUGGAGAUCGGUUUCAAAUCAGCCGAGAUCACGCGAGGCGGUGUGCAGUUAUUAGAGAAAUGGUGUGGGUCUAAAAGUACAAAAUCCAAGUAG
Molecule: messenger RNA, 798 nt
Organism: Opisthorchis viverrini
Lineage: Eukaryota; Metazoa; Platyhelminthes; Trematoda; Opisthorchiida; Opisthorchiidae
Exons: 4
Coding region: 1-798 (265 amino acids)
Source: RefSeq, a predicted model, not a curated record